AUGUAUUUCAGGAAUCGAAAGGAUAUUUCAGGCAAUGGAUAUGAAGUGUUCUUGAGUUUUAGUAGAGGCGAAGAGACUCCAGAAUCUUUCCCUUCCCGUCUCUAUUCAUCUCUGAGGGAAAAGGGAUAUUCUGUUUUCAAAGAGGAUAUAUCAAUUGAACUAUUGCAGAGUGUCCGAUGUCGUAAAAUGUUCUUCAUCAUCUUAUCUGAAGACUAUGUUAGUUCUAGAAUGUGCCUCGAGGAACUCACAAAAAUCAUGAAGUUUCGCAUGCCAUAUUAUCAUGUAGUUUUUCCCAUAUUCUGUGACGUGGGUCUGUCUAAAGUUUGGAAUCAAGAAUCUAGUUUCAAAGAAGCAUUUCAAGGUCUCAUACAAAAUGUUUCACCCACUGAAGAGGAAGUUUCACGGUGGGAGAGAGCUCACUCUGAAUUUAGACGGUACGUUGCUAGAAUUGAUGAGUCUGCUCGCUUCAACCUCAAGUCCGCUGGGCUGGAUGUUUCUGCUCACCUCAAGUCUGGCUCUCUAUAUGAUAAGGAUAUUGAGCCUAUUGUCGGUCUUGUUGAUCAUUUAUUGAAGCGUUUUGAUGAUAAGAUGUUCCCUGUUGGAGUGGAUUCUCGUGCUCAGGAUGUGAUUACAAUGCUUCAUAACCUUAAAACAAAAGAUGUUGUCUCCAUAGGGAUAUGGGGAAUGCCGGGUAUAGGCAAAACAACUAUUGCCAAAGCUAUCUUUAACCACAUUCAGUACGAAUUCGAGGGCACAUGUUUUCUUCCAAAUGUCAGGAAUGAAUGGGUGAGGAAAUUCGACCUUGUUUCAGAAAUAUUUGAAGCAACUGAAUCAGGAAGCCUCGACUUGAAUGAAAGACCUUGCCGUAAGAAGGUACUUCUUGUGCUUGACAAUGUGGAUAAGCUGGAGCAACUGAAUACUUUAUGUGGAAGUCGUGAGCAAUUUGGUGAAGGGAGUAUAAUUAUCAUUACAACUAGAGAUUCACGUCUAUUUAAUGACUUUAAAGUGGAUGACACAUAUCGCAUGAAACUUUUGAGUAAGGAAGAGUCUCUUGAACUUCUCAGUUGGCACGCAUUUCAACAAGCAUCCCCUAAAGAAGACUUCAUCAAUGUUUGCGAAGAAGUGGUUGCUUUUGUUGAGGGACUACCACUGGCUCUUGAAGCCAUUGUCCAUUUUUCACUGUACGGGGAGCAACCGAAUGAAUGGAAAUCCAUAUUGUGGAAGAUGAAUAGAGAUCUACCUGAUGACAUAGGCGAGGAACUACGCGAUAGCAUUGACUACUCCUUGAAUGGUGAAGAGAGAGAAAUAUUUCUUAAUAUAGUUUUAUUUUACAUUGGAGAGCCCAUGCAUGAUGUGGUGCGUAAGUUGGAUGGCCGUGGAUGUAAAGCUCGCAUCGGAAUAAUAGCCCUGAUGGAUCAAAGCCUUGUAACCAUUGACGACGACAACAAACUUAGAAUGCAUAAUCUGUUGCAGCUCAUAGGAAGACAAAUAAUAUGUGAAACUCCACGAGACGAGCUUGAAAAUUACGAUGAUGUUGAGCUUCCGGAAGGAAAGCAUAUAAAAACAGAACUUUUGCAAGCAAUUGGAAGUUCAAAAAUUGCAAUCAUCAUCUUCUCUGAGGAAUAUGGUGGAUCUAAAUGGUGUUUGGAGGAAUUGUCAAUGAUCAUGGAGCUUUAUGAAACAAAUAAUAGGACAGUUCUACCUGUGUUUUACCAUGUUAGUCCAAAACAAAUUCGUCAUCAAACUUCCAAUUUUGGAGAAGCAUUUAACGAUCUUGUACAAAAGAAGUCACCAUCAAAAUAUCUAGUUUUGGAGUGGAGGAAAGCCCUUGAUGGUGCUGGAAAUCUUAAAGGGACGGUUGUACAUAGUUCCAGGGACGAGAGUGAUUAUGUUAAAGAUAUUGUUGGGCAAGUUUGUGAUAUAUUGGACAAGAAAGACUUAUUUGUGGCUGAGCACCCAGUAGGAGUAGAUAAUCGUGUACGUGAAGUGAUUGCAAUGCUCCAAAACCAUUCAUCUGAAGAUACUGUCAUAUUAGGGAUAUGGGGAAUGGGGGGCGCCGGCAAAACAACUAUUACCAAAGCCAUCUAUAAUGAAAUUGGUCCCAGUUUUGAGAGUAGAAGUUACCUUCCAAAUAUCAGAAAAGUUUGGCGUCAAAAAAAUGGUAAAGAGGACUUACAAAACAAACUUCUUUCUGAAAUAUGCAAGCCAACAAAAAUGAAGAUAGACAGCAUUGAAUCAGGAAUGAUCACUUUGAAAGAUAGACUUAGACAUAAAAAGGCGUUGGUUGUGCUUGAUAAUGUGGAUAAGCUGGCCCAACUAAAAGCUUUAGUUGGAAGUGGUGACUGGUUUAAACCAGGAAGUAUAAUAAUCAUCACAACUAGAAAUCAAAGUUUACUCCCUAAAAAGGAUUGUUGUGUUUAUAUGAUGAAGAAUUUGGAUGACGGGGAAUCUUCUGAGCUUUUUAACUGGCAUGCAUUUAAACAAGAAAGUCCCAAGGAUGAUUUCAUUCACCUUUCAAGAGAUAUAGUUGCAUACUGUGGGGGACUUCCAUUGGCUCUUGAGGUCCUAGGCUCUUAUUUAUUUGGCAAAGAAGUGGAGGAAUGGAAGAGCACAUUGAGCAAACUUAAAAGAAUUCCCGACAGAAAGAUACACAAGAAGCUAAAAAUAAGCUAUGAUGGUUUAGAUGAUUUGGAGAGAGAAAUAUUCCUCGAUAUAUGUUGCUUCUUUAUUGGGAUGGACAAAACUGAAAUGACACACAUAUUAAAUGGCUGUGGAUUUUAUGCUGACAUUGGAAUCAAAAGGCUUUUGGAGCGAAGUCUUGUAACCAUUGAUGAGAAGAACAAGCUUGUUAUGCAUGAUUUGCUGCGAGACAUGGGAAGAGAAAUACUUCGUGAACAAUCUCAAAAGGAGGUUGGAAAGAAAAGCAGGUUAUGGUUUUAUAAGGAAGCACGAGCUGUAUUAUCAGAAUCCUCGGUAGGAACUUUUAUAUCCAAUGUUUAA
Molecule: messenger RNA, 3000 nt
Organism: Neltuma alba
Lineage: Eukaryota; Viridiplantae; Streptophyta; Magnoliopsida; Fabales; Fabaceae
Product: TMV resistance protein N-like
Exons: 5
Coding region: 1-3000 (999 amino acids)
Biological process (GO): signal transduction; defense response
Molecular function (GO): ATP hydrolysis activity; ADP binding
Source: RefSeq, a predicted model, not a curated record